Messenger RNA from Hydractinia symbiolongicarpus, 2008 nucleotides. RefSeq names its product trace amine-associated receptor 7c-like. The transcript has a single exon. Gene Ontology annotation, cellular component: membrane. NCBI's taxonomy places the organism in Eukaryota, Metazoa, Cnidaria, Hydrozoa, Anthoathecata, Hydractiniidae. Gene Ontology annotation, molecular function: G protein-coupled receptor activity. Gene Ontology annotation, biological process: G protein-coupled receptor signaling pathway. The record is from RefSeq and is a predicted model, not a curated record. The coding region runs from base 336 to 1232 and encodes 298 amino acids.
GUGCUUACUCUGUAAUACAUAAUUCUUGGUCUUAUUUACAGAGCAAUGGAAUAAAAAUAGUAAACAGGUAACAAUGUUGAUCUCAUGAACUUCACAGCAUGUUGUUUUUUAUCUAAUAUCUUAUUGUACACUUAACAAAACAUUUGAUUGUGACUUAUGUUUGUAUAAAACGUUUGAAAAAAAUCAAAUGAAAGAAGAACAUUACAAUAAAAUGAACAUAAAAAAUAAAUUUAGUUCCUUAUGAAGUAAAGGAACUUUCUGUACUCAAAUGGCUUCUCAUAAAAUCAAAAGUUAAAGUCUAAAGUUGUAAAAAGAAGUAACACAACUUAAUCAACAUGGCACCGGUUGAUGAUCUAGCAGCAAAUGAAACUCAGUAUAUUAUUAAUAUUUCACUAGCCCUUGUUGGACUUGGGCUUUCAUUGUUCAUCUUAGCAAUAAUAUACACAAAGAAAAUAUACAGGACAAAUACUGGAAAAUUACUCUCAAGUUUGUUGUUGUGUGAUUCAAUAACAGCAAUGUUUAUGAUUAUACUGAGUAGUUUGAUUAUAAAUCAGCUUCACCACAAAAUCAAUUUUAUGAAUUGGUACAGGCAUCUUGUAGUGUUCUUAUGGCUGACAACGACCUCUGUCAUUUUGUCAGCAUUUACGCUGAUAUUAAUUUCUCUUGAACGCUAUAUUGCUGUGAAAUAUCCAUAUGUCUAUUCAACAUACGUUAGAAGUUCACACAUAGAAAUAGCAAUAAGCUGUAGCUGGUUGCUGGUUUUUGUCUACGGUGCAAGUGGGAUGACAUUGGGAUUGUUAGGAAAAGAAGAUGGCUUUGAGAUGUCAUCUUAUGGUUGGAUCAUAAUAGUCAUAACAUCUUAUAUUUUUUUGAUUACAUGCAACACAGCCUUAUUUUUUAUUGCUAGAAGUCAACUCAACUCAAUAGCUUCAGUGGCACUUACUACCAACAACAAAUAUCUUAAAAAGCAUAAAACAAUGCUUAAAGAAAUAAAAGCUGCAAAGGUUUGUUUUGGUGUUGUUUUAGCAUUUACUAUAACCUACACACCAAAGUUUGUUGAUGCAAUAAUUCAGUUGGUAACUGAUAAAAACUACCCCAAUAAAUGGCAUGCAAUGAUUAUUGGGUAUGGGAUUGUAUUGAACACGAUAUUGGACCCAAUCAUAUAUGCACUGAUAAACAAAAACUUAAAACGAAGUAUAACACAAAUAAUACCUUGCUGUUGCUGCAAAUAAGAAAACAAAAAGGCCUACGCCCAAACUGUUACCAUUAUUGAAUUUAUUAACAAUACAUUGCCAUAUUAUUUAUACAUUUCAUUGAUCUUGAAGGAAGUUUAAGAAGGGCUACCACUGAAAGAGAUGUACAUCAGCAUGUUAAUGUGAAAGAAAAAGACUGUUUUGGAAAGAUCCAAUAUAAGGAAACAACUGUUUAUAUGAAAAACAUUGCAAGGUGUACUUGUUAAUUUCCUUUUGUUUUCACGUAUACUUAAACAACAUGAAAUCGAAGUAAACUAUAAACUGAAUCAAAGGUACAAAUUACCUCUGAGUCCAAAUUAUUUCGGAUUGUCAUGAUAAGAACAGGAUAUUUCUUAUCCUAUUAUUUUUCACUCAUAGCCAAGAGGGCUUUUAAAUUUAGAUUUAAAAUUCAAUUAGAAGCUUAUAAAUGCUCAGGUUUUUUUUAUUUCUUGGAGGACUUACGUUCUUUCGUUGACCAAAUUUUGUGAGUGAACAUAUAGGACUUUUACAAGCUUACCCAUAAAAUUUUAUUGAAAACGAAGUUGCACAUCCUGAGUUAUUGGGACAUCAACAAAAAAUUAGAAGGCCUGGGAUAAGCAAACAAGUGUCAUUUUGGCAAAAAAAAUUUAUGUUAAUCAAUUCACCUUUAUACAUUUAUAAAGUUUGUAACAGGUCUAAAAUUACUGAUGACAGAAAAAGUCAAAAUUUGCUAUUACUUAAUAUGACAUCAUAAUUUAUGGAGCAUAAUUAAAUCUGAAAUUCUUAAAAUGUGAAUA